AUUUCCUUGCCUUAAUCCCGAUUUCUUCCCCUAAGCUCUCGCCGACGCCUCCUCACCUCUCCGUGCCGGCUCUCUUUGUCUUCCCCAUCCGACGCGCUACCCUCGCGCCGCCUCUGCUUCCUCGCUGAUAAAAUCCAUCGGCCAAGGGAAGGCUCGAGCCUUUCCCCUAACGUCGUCCCCUUCCUCUCGCCUUUGCCCUGAUUCCCCUCUUCCACUCCUCUCGCCGAUCGAGAUCUCUCCACUGUCACCUCCUCGGCCGACCACCGUUCAGUGCCAAGCCUUCCUCUUCUGAAGCUCUCGGUUUCUCCUCGCCUCACACCACCGAUCCGUGCCCUAGCUUGCUGAAUCGCCACUCCACGCCAGUCAUCUCCGGCUAAGAGAGGGAGAUCCGAGCCCUAUAUUGGCUGGAGUAGGUUGUGAUAAGCUUCCAGAAGGUUACUUCAUCCUACUGGUCAGAUAUCGAGCUACUACCAAUGAUCUUUUCUUUGUUGAUCUCAACUGCCGUUAGAUCUAACCGCCGGAGAGGGAACAGCUGAUUGGUGGCUUCUGGGUAGUGUCAGCCACAAGUUUUGACAGCAACAUCUUCCGACAAGCAAUUUUCGGCAGCUGCUCUACCUGGCUGUGGAUCAACAGGAGAGGCUUUGGGUUGAGGGACUCUAUUGAGACAAGAUCACGACGUAAUGUUUAUUUCAGUUACGAUCUCCAUUUUUGAGACGGAAAUGGCUAAUGAAUGUUGCUCUAUCCAACUGAUUGAUGGAGAUAGUGUAUUCAAUGUCACGGGUCUUGAACACUUUAUGAAGUCAGUGAAGUUGGCAGAGCAUGGAUUAUCCUAUGCUGUAGUUUCUAUCGUGGACCCACAAAGUAGUGGAAGAGCACUCUAUUAAACCAUUUAUUUGACACCAACUUCCGAGAGAUGGGUGCUUUCAGGGGAAGAUCACAAACCACAAAAGACAUUUGGUUAGCAAAUUGUGUUGGGAUUGAACCAUGUACAAUUGCUAUGGGCUUAGAAGGUACUGAUGGACGAGAACGAGGAGAGGAUGAUAUUACCUUUGAGAAGCAGAGUGCUCUUUUUUCUUUAGCAAUUUCUGUUAUAGUCCUAAUAAACAUGUGGUGCCAUGAUAUUGGUCGAGAACAAGUGGAAAAUAAGCCUCUUUUAAAGACAGUCUUCCAGGUGAUGCUGAGACUGUUUAGUCCUCGUAAGACCACUCUACUGUUUGUUAUACGAGAUAAAACAAGGGUGAACAUUUCAUAUGCGCAUUUUUCAGCUUUCGUAUUGGAGACUCCUAAUCCAAUGAAAAUGAGUAUUCAUGUGCAUUUUUUAUAUGUCGAGAUCUCCUGGUGCCUUAUAAAAGGGGUGGAAAGAUUGGACUUUUUGAUGGAGUUGGUGUGGGAAGACUAGAUUUAUUAUGGAAUUGAUGAUCAACAAUGUUGGACAUGAAAGAAUCAGUAAGUGAGAAAGAGGAGUCCAAUGAAAUUCUAUAAGUUGAAGAUUGUGAUGAGGCUUGGGUUGACAAUAAUUACUUGCAAUCCUACAUGGCAUGAACCACCAUCACAAGUUUCUAGUCUUUUGAUUAUUGUUUAUUAGUUGUAAAUGGAGUUUAUUUGUAUUGGGAUGAAUUUUAUUUGAAUAUUAGAUAUGUUUCUUCUUUGUGAAUGUAAUUCUUGUAUAAGUAACAUUCUGAAUGACAUUGAUGUGGAGAAUAUUCUUUCUUU
Molecule: messenger RNA, 1713 nt
Organism: Zingiber officinale
Lineage: Eukaryota; Viridiplantae; Streptophyta; Magnoliopsida; Zingiberales; Zingiberaceae
Product: protein ROOT HAIR DEFECTIVE 3-like
Exons: 9
Coding region: 914-1399 (161 amino acids)
Biological process (GO): endoplasmic reticulum membrane fusion
Cellular component (GO): endoplasmic reticulum
Molecular function (GO): GTPase activity; GTP binding
Source: RefSeq, a predicted model, not a curated record